Messenger RNA from Stylonychia lemnae, 1332 nucleotides. The record is from the annotation of a GenBank genome assembly. NCBI's taxonomy places the organism in Eukaryota, Ciliophora, Spirotrichea, Sporadotrichida, Oxytrichidae.
AUGAAGACCAGUUAGGCAACGUAAAUCAUGAGGAAGAGCAAUGAUCUUGAGCUAAUAAAUUUCAAUGAGCAAAACGAAGCAAUCUAUAAAAACACAGGACCCAGUGAUGACCAGGAAAACAGACCUCUUCUAAACAUUAUCAAUGAAAAUGGUGUAUUUUAUCUAAAAAGUUGUAGUAAUCCAUCAACCAAAGUCGAAAGCAAGGACUUAAAUGAGUAGAUGUACCUUGUCGAGUACGAUAUUCAGCAGGGAGACAUUUUGAAAGUAGGAAGGGUUAAAUUCGCAGUAAAGGAAAUUAGAUACAAGGAAAAGAUGGAAGUAGAUUAAACCAACUUCCUUCCAGUUGGAGAUGUCUAGUAAACUAAUCAGCCUGACUUUGAAGAGUAUGAUGAGAUUAAGAGUGCCAUUCACUAUUCACCUGAGACAGAUAGCAACACUCAAUCUGAUGAGGACACCCCUAAAUGCAGAUUUUGCUGGUCAUCUGAUGCUUCUCCUGAAAAUCCCUUAUUCGCAUCUUGCAACUGCUGUGGAUCAGUAGGAUACAUUCAUUUCUCUUGUCUUAAAAGUUGGCUUGAUGUUAAAAAACAAUGUAAAAUCAGUCAGCCAUUCUCAUCCUUCUACUGGAAAUCUUUUGAAUGCGAGAUCUGCAAGAAGGCCUAUCCCUUAGUUAUUAGAAGUGAAGGCAGAACAUAUAACCUUGUAGAAUACGAACGACCUGAUGGAGAUUUUCUAGCUUUAGAGAGUUUAAAUUAAGAAAAAAAUACGAGCAGAAUUAUUCAUAUAAUCAGACCAAAUGACAAAAAAGACUCUUUUAAAUUCGGAAGAGGCCACGAAUCAGAUCUAAGAAUAAAUGACAUCUCUGUCUCUAGAUGCCAUGCUAUUAUAAAAUUCAAGGACAACAAGUUUCAACUUGAGGAUAAUAUGUCAAAGUUUGGAACCCUUGUCCUCGUUAAAAAUAAAACUCCUCUAAUCCCUGGAUUCAAUAAAGCUGUUCAGAUCGGUAGGACUGUUAUUAACUUCAGCGUAAAAUCUGUUAGUAAAUAGCACUUCGGUCCCAGACCUUAAGACGGCCUCAUUAGAGGCAAGAUUGAGGAAGCCAAAAUCAGCAGCAAGCUGCCCAUCUCUAAUAAUAACGACAUGGACGAUGACGGUGAGAAUGGUGACUUUGGAUAAAAUGAGCCUUUUAUCUCUGAAAAUGCUCCCUAAGAAUAGCAGCCAUUUGAUAUGGCCAUCGAGUAAGAUGGAGCUAGCGGGAUCUAAGAGGAGAAUCGCAAUGAGGAGAUUCCUAACGAGAUCCCUGACAAUAGAAAAACUAAGGGAGGCUACUUUUGA